AUGGGGAAGGGGUUUUUCACGAUCAAAUUUAAGUGCAUGGAAGAUAAGAAGAUAGCGAAAUCGAAGUCGGUGAUUGAGCUUUCUUCUGGAUACGUUAGACUCCGCGAAUGGACCAAAUUUUUUGAUCCUUAUAAGGAAUCUUCAUCGUUGGCACAAAUAUGGGUUCGGAUCUACAACCUGCCUUUGGAAUUCUGGCACCCUGAAGUCAUUGCUGUGGUUGGGCGUGCGGUCGGACAUCCUAUACGUAUGGAUAGUAGUUCAGCGUCGGGGGAAGUCGGGCACUUCGCGCGUAUUCUGAUUGAAGUUGAUCUUACCUUGCCCCUUCUUGAUGGGGUUUAUGUGGAUGAAGGAACCUCUUCCUGUUUUGUGGAGUUCAGCUACGAGUCUAUUCCGCCUUUUUGUUCUCGCUGCAGAAUCACUGGGCACACAGCGGAUAAGUGCAAAAGGAAACUGAAGGUCAAUCCGAAUAUUGUGAAGGGCCAACGGCGGGCGGAUACGGUUGCUAUACCUUCCUGGCAACCGAAGGAGACGACUGAGGAGAUCGUCGACACUGAGGACGAAACGAAUAAGGAGAACCUUGCUGUGGACACUAAUUCCCCUUUGUCCAAAGAAAAGGAGGAUACUGAGAAAAACCCUUCGGUGGCUCCUUCACCUUCGACCAAUGAUAAGGUGGAUGCUGGGACUAAUUUUAGCCCCCAAUCCAAUCGCUUCAAUGCCCUAACUGGCUUCCAUGAAGAGGUGCAGGGAGAUUGUUCGUUUGAAGGGGCAGACAAGGUGGAGAUGACUGGUCUGAAUCCCUUGGCGUUGGUUACUAAACCUGUGGACACUUCACAGCCUUUCCAAAUUGAAGAACUCCAGGGAAAGAUUAUUGAUCCGAGCGCCGGGUUUGCGGAGAAGCGGGAUCAGUUGAAAAAUGACGAGGACUUGAAAGUUAUAGCAGCUGAGCAGGCGUUAAAAAUUCAAAGACUGGAGGAUUACAUUAACGCUCGAGAGGCUAGAGAGGCGGAGGGAGAGACGAUCGGGCAUGUUAAAAAAUGA
This is a messenger RNA of Salvia miltiorrhiza (redroot sage), 1038 nucleotides long. RefSeq lists its product as uncharacterized. The record is from RefSeq and is a predicted model, not a curated record. The transcript has a single exon. The coding region runs from base 1 to 1038 and encodes 345 amino acids. NCBI's taxonomy places the organism in Eukaryota, Viridiplantae, Streptophyta, Magnoliopsida, Lamiales, Lamiaceae.